Molecule: messenger RNA, 1434 nt
Organism: Triplophysa rosa
Lineage: Eukaryota; Metazoa; Chordata; Actinopteri; Cypriniformes; Nemacheilidae
Gene: crybb3
Product: crystallin, beta B3
Exons: 6
Coding region: 641-1393 (250 amino acids)
Biological process (GO): lens development in camera-type eye; visual perception
Molecular function (GO): structural constituent of eye lens
Source: RefSeq, a predicted model, not a curated record
GCUUAUUAAUAGUUAGUAAGGUAGUUGUUAGGUUUAGGUAUUGGGUAGGAUUAGGGAUGUAGAGUAUGGUCGUGCAGAAUAUGUGCUUUAUUAACAAACUAAUAAACAGCCAAUAUGCCAAUAAUAGGCAUGCUAAUAACAACUAGUUAAUAGUGAGAAUUGCCCCCUAUACUGAAGUGUUACCAAAAGUCAUAUUCAGUCAGGAUGCCUUGAGAGAGAGAGAGAGAGAUAUGACAUGUUUUAUGUCUAAUGCUUGAUAGUUAUGUCACUAUACAAUCAUGCGAUAAAAGUACUUUAGACAGAGAGAGAGAGUUGAGUGACACACAACAUUCAACAUUCUCUCUCUCUCUGCUGGUGCCCGCUGUACCCACACUGGCAGCGGAGUGGCUGAUGGCUGCGGGCGACUCUUGCCAACUCACGGCCUAUUGAGAUGCAGUCUGAUGGACACAAAUGCAAACGACAGACUUGCUGUCUCAACAGCAAUCCUCUGCCAACCCAUUUCUGCUGCUGUGGACAGAUUUAAAGCAUAAAUACCCCCCGGGUCCCUGCGCUCGCCCGGCACACCCACAUCUCCACACAAACGGGCACACGCUGAAGGAGAGUGGCGGGUGAGAAGUGCUGGACGGAGAUACAGGCCGAGAUGUCGGAUCAGCAGGGAGUUCCGGAUCAGCAGAUGGCUGAGAAGAGUCAAGGUGGAGCCGGUGCCGUUUACAAGAUCUCACUGUACGAGUUCGAGAACUUCCGUGGGAAAAAGGUGGAGCUGUCAGCCGAAUGUAAGGAUCUGAUUGAGAAGAAUGUGGAAAAGGUCGGAUCACUUGUGGUGGAGUCUGGACCAUGGGUGGCGUUCGAGCAGAAAGGGUUGGCAGGAGAGCAGUUUGUUCUGGAGAAAGGAGAAUAUCCGCGCUGGAGCAGCUGGACUAACAGUCAGAACAGCUGCUGUUUUCUGUCCGUCAGACCUCUGAAAGUGGACAGCGCGGAUCAUAAGCUUCAUCUGUUUGAGAACUGCAGCUUCGCUGGGAGAAAGAUGGAAAUCGUGGACGACGAUAUUCCCAGUCUGUGGGUUCAUGGAUUUCAGGACCGUGUGGCCAGCGCUAAAGCUGUCAAUAGAACAUGGGUGGGCUACAUGUACCCUGGUUAUCGCGGGCGGCAGUUCGUCUUUGAACACGGUGAAUUUAAACACUGGAACGACUGGGGCGCCACAGAACCGCAGCUGCAGUCCGUCCGGCAGGUACGGGACAUGCAGUGGCACAAACGCGGCUGCUUCAUCGUGCCUGACCCGGCUCCCAAACCCCGCCCCUCCUGCCCCACCCACCACCGCUGUCAGCACCUGAAGGAGUCCGGCCCGCUCACAGAAAAACUGACCCGCCUCUCGUGUGUCUUUCACUGGAAAUAAAGGCCUUGACCCAAAUGCUUUGACCUCUGACCUUAACCUGC